This is a messenger RNA of Psylliodes chrysocephalus, 1968 nucleotides long. The record is from the annotation of a GenBank genome assembly. Lineage: Eukaryota; Metazoa; Arthropoda; Insecta; Coleoptera; Chrysomelidae.
CGUUGUUCUAUUCUACACUACAGUUUCCUCAUUAGUACAGUAGUAGUUCGUUUGCCGCGAGAAAUUUUAAACGCGUGUCCCGCCGAUAAAAAAUAGUAGUUCAUUUAUUUUGAAUUGGUUUCCGAAUUCCUUUUUAGAAAAAAUGGAGAGCUGCAUUGAAGAUGUUUCUACGAGGUUGUCUUGUUUAAGUAUCGUAGUCGACGAUGUAGACGGUAGGAGAAACAGGUCGCAGAAUCACUGCAAGAAAGAAGAAACUCCCAAGACGGAACAAAAAAACCAUCAGUCGCAGGAACAAGUUUCGCAGAGCGUUCAAAAUCCAUAUCCUAGACACGUACUCGAGGAUGCCAUCCGGGAUAUUUUGGAGGAGGCAGAAUUGAGAAAAUUCGAAUUUCGCAAACUGAUUGACGAGCACGACGCCCUCGUGAAAAAUCUCAAGAAAAUGGAAAAGGAAAAUUCCUCCACCUCCACAUAUUUACACUCGCCUAUUAUGACGUAAUGAUAGAGAUACCGUUUUAGAAAAAUGUUUGUUUAGGAUUGUAAGUUUUUUUUUAUUGCAUAAACGUAUCAUAAAAGAGGAGAAAUUAAAAAGAAAAACAAAACUUCCAAGAACUGAAAGUAUUUUUAUUAAUAAAAUCCAGGGAGAUUUAAGGGGGAAAUAUCCCCUCUAAAAAUUUGUACUCUAUUAAAAAAUAGUAAUGUUACGAAGAUUACUAAAAAAGUAAUUUUGAAAUCAAUAACAUAGAUAACAAUUUUCAAAACUCAUACCUCCUCCCAAACAAGUUCUGCAAUUGUUAAAAAACUGUAUAUGUAUUUUUUUACUUUUCAAUAAGAAUAUUUAAAAUUAGAAAAAAAAAUUAAGUUCAAAUAGUAUUAAAAUUGUUUAAAUGCACUCUAGAUUCAAAUGAGUUAAACGAUUUUACAUCAAUGGAAUUAAUCAAUUAUAAAUUGUAAUCUUACCUAUUUAUAUCCUCUUUAUGAUACGCCUAUGCAAAAAUUAUGCCGAGAAUGUAUCGGUGAAAAAUAAAAUUUAGAUAUAGCUUUUAAGAUAUUUAUUUUUGUAUAAUUAGUAAGUAAACUAAAGAAAAAAAUUUGAACAUUGUUUAAUAUACUUUAAAAUCACAAAUUUAAGGAUUUAUUCAAAUUUUAAAAAAUAUUUGUUUUAAAAUUUUGUUUUUAAUAAAGUAGGAAUAUUUUGUGAAUUUUCUACAUAUUUAAAAAAAAACACUGGACUACAAUUUAUUUUUUCAAUGUAAAUACUUUUUAUUAAUAUUUACAUUACUUAUAUCUACUAUACUUUAAUUAAACACUGAUCUAUAUGGUCUAAGAUCCGGGAUAAGGUCAACCUUCACUCAUUUGUUUAACGGAUGAAAGUUUUUUUUUUAUUAUGUCUAUAAAUAUACUGCAAAUAGGUUACCUAAAAAAAUACGGUCACAAAACCCUAUAAACUAUUCCCCAGAUGCUUCGACUAUGCCCAAAAUUUAAUCAGGUCACCGGAGGAUGGCUUUAAGCUUAAGUUUAAAAUUUGGUGUUUUUCUCUUGAUCCGUUUUUUAAGGAAAUCAUGUAUAGGACCAAAAUUAUAGAGAAUGACUAUACAAGCAACUUUUAUCAUAAUUCCUAAACUUUUAUUAUAUUAUCUGUGUACAAAAAGGAAAGUAAAAAAUGACCGUGGCAGUAUUUUCUCAGACAAUUCAUUUGCGGUAUAUUUUAUUUAAUAAAAAAAAAAAAACGUUAAACGAUGGGUGAAGGUCGAGCUUACUUCGGAACCUAUACUAAUACAUUUUGAGAGUUUUUGCAAAUUUAAUUUAGAUAAAGUAUUGUAUUAUAAAAAUAAUAGCGAUGCUCAAAACGUAGCAUUAUGAAGACUGCUUAUAAUAGGGUACAUUUUUUAAAAAAUACUGUUAGAUAUAUGUCAAAACUCUUUACUGUAGGAUUUGUAGAGAAGUGUCAAAUAAAAUAAUUCUUACCAA